Molecule: messenger RNA, 2555 nt
Organism: Rattus norvegicus (Norway rat)
Lineage: Eukaryota; Metazoa; Chordata; Mammalia; Rodentia; Muridae
Gene: Siglec15
Product: sialic acid binding Ig-like lectin 15
Exons: 6
Coding region: 173-1198 (341 amino acids)
Cellular component (GO): protein-containing complex; plasma membrane
Source: RefSeq, marked inferred
ACACCGCUGGCUACUUGACUGCCGCUGCCAGUUCCUCCAGCUUGCUUAGAGUCCAAUGGACCUGCAGACUUGGCACAGAGCACACCCACCUGCCUUUGUCACAGCACACUAAGAAGGUUUUCUGUGGUGACCUGGCUGGGUAGAGGGCUGCUGGGUCUGCAGGCGUCAGAGCAUGGAGGGGUUCCUCCAACUGCUGGCCUGCUUGGCCUGUGUGCUCCAGAUGGGAUCACCUGUAAAAACUCGAAGAGACGCUUUGGGAAAUGCUCUCAACACAGAGGAGCUCAGUGCCCCAUCGCAGCGCUGGUCCAUGCAGGUGCCCGCGGAGGUGAGCGCGGAGGUUGGCGACAUGGCGGUGCUGCCCUGCACCUUCACGCACCCUCACCGCCACUACGACGGGCCGCUGACCGCCAUCUGGCGCGCGGGCGAGCCGUACGCGGGCCCUCAAGUGUUCCGCUGCACCGCGGCGCCGGGCAGCGAGCUGUGCCAGACGGCGCUGAGCCUGCACGGCCGCUUCCGCCUGCUGGGCAACCCGCGCCGCAACGACUUGUCCCUGCGCGUCGAGCGCCUCGCCCUGGCGGACAGCAGACGCUACUUCUGCCGUGUGGAGUUCACCGGCGACGCCCACGAUCGCUAUGAGAGUCGCCAUGGGGUCCGGCUGCACGUGACUGCUGCGCCCCGGAUCGUCAACAUCUCAGUGCUGCCUGGCACCUCGCAUGCCUUCCGCGCGCUCUGCACGGCCGAGGGGGAGCCGCCGCCUACCCUAGCCUGGUCCGGCCCCGCCCUGGGCAACAGCUCGGCUGCCAUGCAAGGCCAAGGUCGCGGCUACCAGGUGACCGCCGAAUUGCCCGCGCUGACCCGCGAUGGCCGCUACACGUGCACGGCAGCCAAUAGCCUUGGUCGCGCCGAGGCCAGCGUCUACCUGUUCCGCUUCCACGGCGCCCCCGCAGCCUCGACCCUGGCGCUCCUGCUGGGCGCUCUGGGCCUCAAGGCGUUGCUGCUGCUUGGCCUUCUGGGUGCUCGUGCCACACGCCGCCGAGGAGAUCACCUGGCUGCCCAGGACACCCCUCCACGGUCUCAGGCUCAGGAGUCCAAUUACGAAAAUUUAAGCCAGAUGAAUCCCCCAGGCUACCAGCUGCCACGAGUUUGCUGUGAGGAACUCCUUAACCACCAUCAUCCAGUCAUUCACCAUGAAAAAUAAAGGACAGUAUCACCAGGCUAGACCUGUACAGCUCAUAAUUCCUUGGCAGCUGUGGGCCAGGCAACAUCCAAGGGGACCAGGAUACCUGCCCACGGUACUCUGCCAGCAAUCUGGACGUAUAUGCAUGCCCACACAAGUCUCAGCACGAAACUUCUGGAAAAACUCCUCUUGUUUUUUCUUACUUCGAACUACAUAGUAAAGCAGACAGGAAACUAGCCAUAAGGUCUGGAGGUCCAGGCUCCUGUCUGCUCUGUCAUGGACUUGCAGUGCGGACCAGGACACUUCCUUGACCUAUCUGGGGCUCAGCUUCUCCCUGAAGAUCUGAAGGGACCUCGUCAACUCCAACUCUAGCUAAAACGUGGGCCAUUGGACGUGCUGAAUUUGUAGGUAGGUGUGGCACUGCUCAGCUUUUUGGAGAACAAAGGACUCCCAAGAACCACCUGAGGCGGGAGCUGUGCAAACUGAUAGCAAUCCUUGGAACCAUUAUAGCAAGAAGAAGCCCGGAGCCCCUGCCUCCUGAGCUCACACAGACUGUUCCAGCCGCCUGUGAUCAUCUCAGCUGACCCACACUUCCUUGAACUGGGAUCCACCGAGAGAAGACUGAAGACCCACAGUCUCAAAGCGUCUGAAAGCUGUGUGUCAAAACCCGGGAGACCUGAAGGGCGUCUGGGUCUAAGUGGUUAAGGCAGCUGUGGCUCUGACCUCUCUCUGGAGUGCACCCCCUCCCAGGAUGUGAACCUCCAGGAGGACUGGCAAUGUCUCCCCACUUGCCCAAGCCCAGCCAGGCUAACUUCAAGAGUGGUGCUUUCCUAAUUUGCACUUCAGUGUGCAUUUGUUGGUCCUGUUAAAGGACAGAGGUGCAGUUGGGACCGAGUAAGCCACAAGACAGGAGGCUAAGGAGACCAUGUUUUUCUGGGGACAGUAUCUUUGUGUUGAGGGCAGUCAGUUUUCAGGCUUCCCACUCUGCCAAGGGUGCUGACAGUUCAUAGUUAUUUCAGGAUCCGUCAAGAACUGUUAAGGAAGCACAGGGCUUGACGUCUGGCCCUGCUUGCAGGUAGGAGCAUUAGAGUGUCUCUAUGAAGGACCUGUGUCACCAAGGAAAAAUAUAAGGAUGUGGAUUAGAGCGUCAUUGGUCUCUGGAGCUGUCUUUCAGAGCCAAGAAAAUUCUACGAGCUACUAAUUACACACUGUGUGGUGUUGGGAAUUCCUUUUCAGGGUUAUGAAACCGAAGGAGGCAUCAUUAUCGGUCAGGACGAGCUAGGCUGUCCUGCACCAACAAGCCCUAAAAUCAGUGACUAAAAAUGGUCUUUAUCUUGCACUCUAUCAGUCAGGGUUCUCUAGAGGGACAGGAUUUAUG